AUGAUAGCCAAGGCACGAGGGGUGCACCCUCCUUCGCCGCCCUCCAACGUGAUGUGGCAAAUGCGCAAAGACGGCGGACUUAGCUUGGGCCUUGAGUUGGUGCCGGCCGACCUGCAGGCCGUUCCCAUUCGACCCCUCUGGCGACGAUACGCACGCAUUCUCCUGACCAUCAGGGACGGAGAGACGGCAGGGGUGAGGAAUGGUGUAUACAAACUCUCGUGGCGGGACUUCUACCGACUGUUCGCGCUGCUCGGGCGCCUCACGCAAACAAACAGCUCAGAGGAGCCGGAGGAGGAAAGCGAGGGCGAAUGUACCAUUUGCCUGGAACGACAUGCGGAGGUGGUGCUGGCAUGCACCCACGCUUUCUGUCAACCGUGCAUCACUUCAUGGCGAGAACGCAGCUCGACCUGUCCCAUGUGCCGGGAUGCCCUGAGCCGCAAUCCCGACGACGAGUGGGUGCUCACCGCGCCUCCCGCUGCCCUAGACCCCAACUUCCUCCUCACCCAGUUUCUUGCCCCUAUUCCCCGCACCAACUGA
Messenger RNA from Acanthamoeba castellanii str. Neff, 537 nucleotides. RefSeq names its product zinc finger, C3HC4 type (RING finger) domain containing protein. Lineage: Eukaryota; Discosea; Longamoebia; Acanthamoebidae. Gene Ontology annotation, molecular function: ubiquitin-protein transferase activity. The transcript is spliced from 6 exons. Gene Ontology annotation, biological process: protein autoubiquitination. The record is from RefSeq and is a predicted model, not a curated record. Bases 1 to 537 code for a protein of 178 amino acids.